AUGGGGUCGACACCGAAUGUGGUUUCGUCGCCAGAGGCUCACUCACACCCUUCCGACACCCGCGAUGCGCUUCAGGAGGCCCUCACGAACUUCGUGACGGACAGCAUGUAUGAUAGACCGCAGGACAUUCUAGAGUACAUGGUGACGUGGGCCCGCAAGCAGUUGCUCCAGAAGCAGGGGAGAGGGGAGGCGGUGACAGCCCAGGAUGCAAAGGUGCCGCGCUUGUCCAUCUCCCCCACGGGUAUCACUUCGGUGAUACAGGCACCCGUCUUCAUGGAGACCGCUGCAGAAGCGGAUCCGGCUCCGGAGGCGGAGGCUGCGAACCGGCUACGUCACCUUGCGGAGAACCGCCAGAAACGCUACCGAGACAUCGCGCAGGGCUGCCUUGAUAAUUACCUCAUCUCGCUCGAAGACAGUGACGGGGACCUGUUUCACAUCGACGCUCUUCGGCGUAAGAUGGAAGGCACCCGCCAGCAGGCGAUGCAGGCGAGGGGCGACACCGCUGCCAUCGCAGCGCAGCUGAAAGCCAUCGAAGAAGGCGAGGGAACCGCAACGCAGAGGGCGCGCGAGCAGGCGGCGCUUCUCCACGAGUACGAGCAGCGAUGGGCGCAUGAGGCGCUCGACAAGUGCCGUGCUUGA
Molecule: messenger RNA, 639 nt
Organism: Leishmania major strain Friedlin
Lineage: Eukaryota; Euglenozoa; Kinetoplastea; Trypanosomatida; Trypanosomatidae
Exons: 1
Coding region: 1-639 (212 amino acids)
Source: RefSeq, a predicted model, not a curated record